GUCCCUCCUACCUCAGGAAGAAACCUGCUGCAAACUUCCUGCUGAUCUCGAAAAGUAACUUUCUUCUUCUUGCUCUCACUGCUUCUUUUAGAACAAAAGACAGUGAGCAUGACAGCUGUCCUACGCAGACUGGCAGUGCCGAGGUGCUCAUUAUGGCGGUGCUUGGCUGUGUCUCUGCGGGAAACGCAACGACUAUAUCACAAUGCGUUAAACCGGGACGGGACGCGAGUACUGGCCGGGGGAAGGAGCUCUCUCGCGGCCUGCUGUCGCUCUGAGAGCCGCUGGCAGCACACAGAGGCGCAGGAGUCCGUGGAGGUGGACCUAAAGCGGUUAGAGGGACAGGACGAGGGGAUAGCAGAAGUGCUGAUGUGUCAACACAGAGCAAGAAACGCUCUCGGUCUUGUGUUCGUGUCACAGAUGAGGGAGCUGAUGUCCACUCUGUCCAAUGACUCUGCAGUUCGGGUGGUGAUCUUCAGGAGUUUAGUGCCGGGGGUCUUCUGUGCAGGUGCUGACCUGAAAGAACGAGCUCUGAUGAACAACUCCGAGUCUGAUUUGUUUGUUCAUGGCCUGCGCUCCCUCAUGACUCAAAUAGCAUUAUUACCCACACCCACCAUCGCAGCGAUGGAUGGCGUCGCCCUAGGAGGUGGACUAGAGCUCGCCUUGGCCUGCGACCUGCGCACCGCCUCAUAUUCAGCCCAGAUGGGUCUGAUAGAGACGACACGAGGGCUUCUCCCAGGGGCAGGGGGCAGUCAGCGGCUGCCGCGCAUGGUAGGCAUCACUCUGGCCAAGGAGCUCAUAUUCACAGGUAGGCGUGUGGGAGGGCAGACUGCUCUAGAGAUGGGGCUUGUAAACAAAGCUGUGGAGCAGAACCAGACUGGAGAUGCUGCUUAUAAAGCGGCUUUGACCCUGGCCAGAGAGAUAUUGCCCCAGGCUCCUGUUGCUGUCCGGAUGGCCAAAGAGGCAAUAAACAGAGGCGUUGAGGUUGACAUUGGGUCAGCAAUGGCAAUAGAGAGGAUGUGCUACGCCAGGGUCAUUCCCACACGGGACCGACAGGAGGGCAUGGCUGCCUUUAUCGAGAAGAGGCCUCCCCGGUACAUCGGGGAGUGAAAGUGCCCCACCAAUUUGCCCACAUGCAUUUGAAACAAGAUGUUUAAAAAACAAAGACUCAGUCUUGUUUUUUUCUCAUUGUCUGAUAUCAAAUCCGACUGAAGAGUUUUUGGUCAGUUAGGACUUGAAAAUGAUUUUGAUUUAAUAAAUGCCAGAAUAAUGUGAGAUUGUUUAAAAUACUCCAUUACCUUGUUGAAAUUCAGAGUAUACAUGCACUAAGAUUACUGUACCUUUUAAGCAAUUUGGAAAAAUCCUCAUGAUGAUGUCAUGAGUUUGUAAGCUUCUGAUAGGUAAAGUCACAACAUUUGCACUAAAUGAAGGAGAGAAAGAAUUCAAAAGAAAUCAGCCAGGCUUCAGGAAGACAAUUGUGGACCUCCAAAAGUCUGCGUCAUCUUCAUCUUACGUAUAAUUUCCCAAAAAUGAAAUUCACCGUGGGAAUGUCCAUACUGUUCAUAUAUAACAUACUGUUCAGGAUGUAGACGGGUUCUGUUCUCAGCCUCUUUAUCCACAGUUAAGUCCUCUGUCCCUACAUGGACCCUAAUUUUUGGAUUUAUGUCCUGUGCACUGAUUAAAUUACAAUCAAAGUG
Messenger RNA from Girardinichthys multiradiatus, 1694 nucleotides. It is a transcript of the gene echdc2, whose product is annotated as enoyl CoA hydratase domain containing 2. The coding region runs from base 109 to 1107 and encodes 332 amino acids. The record is from RefSeq and is a predicted model, not a curated record. Gene Ontology annotation, molecular function: enoyl-CoA hydratase activity. The transcript is spliced from 11 exons. Gene Ontology annotation, biological process: fatty acid beta-oxidation. NCBI's taxonomy places the organism in Eukaryota, Metazoa, Chordata, Actinopteri, Cyprinodontiformes, Goodeidae. Gene Ontology annotation, cellular component: mitochondrion.